Trichoderma breve is the source of this 597-nucleotide messenger RNA. RefSeq names its product HIT domain-containing protein. Gene Ontology annotation, molecular function: catalytic activity. NCBI's taxonomy places the organism in Eukaryota, Fungi, Ascomycota, Sordariomycetes, Hypocreales, Hypocreaceae. The transcript has a single exon. Gene Ontology annotation, biological process: nucleotide metabolic process. The coding region runs from base 1 to 597 and encodes 198 amino acids. The record is from RefSeq and is a predicted model, not a curated record.
AUGCACACCUCAUUCGACCCGUCGCUCCCCCCUCCCACGAUCCGCGAAGAAGACUGCCCCUUCUGCGCCAUCGCCGCCGCCCACCCGCCCUUCUCCCCCAUCGACCCUCCCAACCCGUUCCCCUCGAACUUGACGGCGCCCCAGUCCUUCGUCGUCCUGUCCACGCCCGCGCUCAUCGCCUUCCUCGACAUCCUGCCCCUCAGCCACGGCCACCUGCUCCUCUGCACGCGCGCCCACCGGCCAAAACUGACGGACGUGACCAACCCGGAGGCGCGCGACCUGGGCGGCUACAUCCGCCUGCUGUCCGCGGCGCUGGUGCGCGCCACGGGCAUCGCCGACUGGAACGUGGUGCAGAACAACGGCGCCGCGGCGGCGCAGGUCGUACCGCAUAUGCACUACCAUCUCAUCCCGCGGCCCGAGAUUCGUGCCAGCGGGAGGUUUCGCGAGAGCUUCACCAUGUUUGGGAGGGGGCAGAGGGAGGAGCUGGAUGAGGAUGAGGCGGAGCACUUGGCUGAGGAGCUGAGGCAGCAGAUUGCGGAGAUUUUGAGGGAGGAGCAGGAUGAGGCGGAGAGCAAACUUCCGAAACAAAAACUAUAA